This is a messenger RNA of Lates calcarifer (barramundi perch), 1770 nucleotides long. RefSeq names its product transcription elongation factor A N-terminal and central domain-containing protein. The transcript is spliced from 2 exons. The coding region runs from base 698 to 1714 and encodes 338 amino acids. The record is from RefSeq and is a predicted model, not a curated record. Lineage: Eukaryota; Metazoa; Chordata; Actinopteri; Centropomidae. Gene Ontology annotation, cellular component: nucleus. Gene Ontology annotation, biological process: DNA-templated transcription.
AACAUACUUGAAAUUGUGUCUUAAUUGAAUUCUUUAAUCCCUGGAACACUGGGACACACCCUCAGCUUGUCCAGUACUUUUACACAUAAAUUAAUCCAGCUUUGUUGAUAUUGUCAGUGCAUAGAAAAGAGUUGUGAAAAUAAACAGAAAUCUUGCCUGGUUUCUGAAUACAUCUCAUCCCAUUAGGGAAUAACAUGAAAAGCCUGAUGCACGCACAAUAAAUCCUUACAUAAAGAGCUAAUCCUGCAAUACAGUUUAGACAAAUGACAGCAAAACUGCAAGGCCCUUUUACUGUGAUAUAAUAACAGAUUAAACACACCUCAAAGUAGUACAAGGAUAAUGACAGGGUCGGUGAUGCUCAUGUUUGAAAUUCUGUAUUAAUCUAAAAAAUAAUAUCUAGAUCAAAAUGGCUUAAAUAAAAAUAAAAAUAAAAUCAAAAAGAGAUGUUACACAUGUCAAACUGUGCUCACCUUCAAGCACAUUUAGUUCCAUUGCUAGAAACUGUUGGCAAAAUAAUCCUAAACCUUCACAAUCACAUUGAGGGUCUGAUUCAGUGAAGCUGCAGCACCACCUAGUGGUGAAUUCAAGCAAUUUCCCUUCUUUGAAGACAAAUCCAACAUGGCUGCUCCCUUGUAGACGUUUCCUGGGAUUGCUGUUUGUGUGAAGAAGCUGCAAACCAUGUGGGAGCUCAGCCACCAUGGAUGCCAAAGAAAUCAUCCAUUGUGCACUGCAGAUAGAGAAAUUCACUGCAGACAGAAGCUAUGGGAACAUCUUGACCCUCCUUGGUGACCUUGAUAAGUCUCAGAUCACAGCAGAGCAGCUGGAAACGACAGACAUCGUCAAAGUUCUUUACCGGGUCCUGAAAACCUGCUCUGACGACAGCGUGAAGAAGACAGUUAAAAGCUUGUUGUCCAAGUGGAAAAGACAAUACAGUAAGGAUACACAAGGGGUGAAAUGCACAGAGGAGAAGGGGCAAGGGGUCUCUCAGAGGGUUUCUCCACCACAUGAGGCUGGGGGUGGAGGAGUUCCUAAACAGGGGGUUUCCCAUUCUGGUUCAGCAGAGACACAUGACAGUGCUGUGGAGAACGUGAAGGCUGCUGCAGAACAAGAAGCAUCAUCUACAGUGGAAAAAGAUGGCCUCCAGACUGCAGAGAGCACAUCUGCAUCUUCUGAUUUCCCAUCUGUAAGAUCCAAAUGUGUCCAGCUCCUCCUCGCUGCCCUCUGCCCUGAACCUCCUGAUCAGGCCAAGGCUACACAGUUGGCUAGAGACAUUGAGCAGCACAUCCACGAGCUCCACAAAUCCAGUCAAGUCAAAUACAAAACCUGCGUGAGGAGCAAAGUAGCCAAUUUGAAGAAUCCUAAAAACUGUCACCUGCGUCAGGGCCUCCUGAGCGGCUCCCUGUCUCCUCAAGCCUUCGCCCAAAUGUCAGCGGAGGAAAUGGCCGGCACAGAGCUCCGGCAGCUCAGGGCGGAGUACUCCUCCCAGGGUGUGAGUGAGAGGCAGCUUCCUCAAGGGAUAGAAGGGACCCCGACACAUAAAAUUCGCUGCAAAAAGUGUGGAGGAUCAGACUGCAGGGUGACGCAGGUGUCCAGGGGUGCCCUUUUCUUGCCUGCAUGGGUGAGGCGAGGAAGCCCUGAUGAGGAUGCAAUGACUUUUGUGACCUGCAGCAGGUGUGGGCAGCAGUGGUACCACAGUGGCUGGGUCUGUCUCUAAAUCCAAGUAUUAUUAUUAUUAAUCCACUGUUUGGUCCAUAAAGUGACAGAAAAUGG